CAUACUUGCUCAGUCAGUCAGUCAAUCUCAGGCACUUGCAGGAGAAGUCACUUACCAUCUGGACUAGCAGUGGGACAAGACAGGAGAACUGUGAGCUGCACCUGUCCCAUACACACACACACUCAGGGGAAAGAUCACACACAGCCUCUAUGUGUGGCUGGGACCAGAGCGUCCUGGCUGCUUCUCAUCACAGCUCGGCCAUGUUGACUACUGAGGGAGCACCCUACACCGUGGACAGCGAGGAGCUCAAGAUGGAUGUAGAGGAUGUAGAUAUGACAAAAUGGACGGAGGAAGAGUUCAAAGAGAAAUGCACGUACAUUGUAAAAGACCACACCUGGGAGGGUCCUCUGGAGAACCCAGAACUCACUCGGGCCGAGGCGUCCUUACCCAGAAACCUGGCCUUCAAACACCCACCAGACUCUAAAGAGGUUAUCGGUGUAGUCAGCAGAGAAUACAUCCCCAAAGGCACACGGUUUGGCCCCCUUGUGGGAGAGAGUUACACUGCAGAAAAUGUCCCCAAAGAUGCGAACAGGAAGUACUUCUGGCGGAUAUACACAAAUGGAGAGUUCCAUCAUUUUGUGGACGGACUGGAUGAGGAGAAGAGUAACUGGAUGCGUUAUGUGAAUCCAGCUCAUUCCCAGCAUGAACAGAACCUUGCUGCCUGCCAAAACGGCAUGAACAUCUAUUUCUACACCGUGAAGGCCAUUCCUGCAGACCAAGAGCUACUGGUGUGGUACUGCCCUGAGUUUGCCCACCGUCUCAACUACCCUGCCUCUGGAGAGAUUAUGAUGCAAAAACUCAAGCAGAGCCUGAUCGAAGCCACACAGCAAGCGACUGAAGUCAAGCACCCAGUGAAAAGAGAGCACAGCGUUUCAGAGAUUUUGAAAGACGUACUGCAAGAACCCAGCAGACCACUUCCCACCCGUCCCCGCUGCCCCAACAGCCCAGACCGACCUCUUUACCCGAGUGCUGUCUAUCCACUCCGCCCUUCCCUAAAUGAAGACUUUCUAAAGACAACCACAGUAUUUGGGCUCCCGAACCACUCACACAGACAGUGUACAGUGACACCCAGCCCUUCAGCACACAGCAGUCCGGAGAGCAGUCCAGAAAGCAGUCCCACACCAGCAUCCCUUGAGCCAAGAGACACCCUUCUCUCCUUCUCUCCAGCACUCUACAGUCGUGGCCUAAACCACUACCCAGGCUAUUCACCAGCAGGCUCCAUGCCAUUCUACCCUAACCCGCACUACUCACGCUACCUCAUGCCCCACUACCCUGUUAGUAGUUUAAAUGGGCCACCUACUUUGGGUGGUAUAUUUCCACACAUGUACCCUUUUUAUAGCAGCUUGGUACCCCCUCAUGUUCCCUUCCCACAUGGCAUGCUUCCACCCGAGGGUAGCCGACAAUUUCUGCUUCCACCUGACUCUCCGGUUGCCAGGGACAUCCUGCUCCCAGCGGCCACCAGUGCCUUUUCUCCAGCCACUUCUCUGAAAGACAGACCAGUCCAUGGUCAUGGGCACCCCUAUGCUCCCGCUGGUAGGUCUCCAACAGCCGGCUCUGCAGCCUCUACAGGACGUGUUCCUACCAAGCCUACCUCAGCAAUCCUGAGUACUAGCCGCUCCGAGGAUGAGGCGAUCAAUCUCAGCAAGAUGAAACGGGGUUCCGCAGGCUACAAAAGUCUAGAUUACCCACUUAAGAAGCAGAAUGGGAAGAUCAAGUAUGAGUGCAAUGUCUGCACCAAGACUUUCGGUCAACUUUCUAAUCUCAAGGUGCACCUGCGAGUCCAUAGUGGUGAACGACCUUUUAAGUGUCAGACCUGCAAUAAAGGUUUCACUCAGCUGGCCCAUCUGCAGAAACACUAUUUGGUCCACACGGGAGAGAAACCCCACGAGUGCCAGGUGUGUCACAAGCGUUUCAGCAGCACUAGCAACUUGAAGACCCAUUUGCGACUGCACUCUGGUGAAAAGCCUUACCAGUGCAAGAUCUGCCCAGCCAAGUUUACACAGUUUGUCCACCUCAAGCUGCACAAACGGCUGCACACACGAGAACAUCCACACCAAUGCCCGCAUUGCCACCGCAACUACAUCCACCUCAGCAGCCUGCGGCUCCACCUCAAAGGCUACUGCCUAGCAGUCUCUCCUUCUCCCAGCUGCAGCCUGGAUGAGCUCAACCGCGUCAACGAGGAAAUUGAACACUUUGACAUCAGCGAUAAUGCAGACAGACUGGAAGAAAUGGAGGGAUUUGAUGUGGAGAGCAUGGUAGAGAAACAGAUCUUAGGCCUGCUCUGGCAGGAGAUGGAUUUUAAGGCGUCUUAUCACAAAGGUAGCACUGGAGGAGACCUGCACCCCCCACCACCUGCAUUAUCUACAUAUCGUCUGAACAAGCAUGGCAGUGAGGCCUCUGUCAUCAAGGUUCAUUGCAGUAGCCCUAUCCAGCUCCUACCUAUCAAGGUUAAAAAGGAGACAGAGGAGGCCAUGGAUACCUAGCCAACUAGAGGCUUGCUGAGCGUUUGCCUGACUAGCUGUCUAGGCCAGGUUAUGGACAGCCACAAAUAUACAUAAUUCUUCUCGAAGAAUCAGGCUAUGGCCUUUAUGUUCAGGGACUUCAGUACUCAGGGCUAACAGACAUUGAUCCAGUUCAUCAGUGGUCCAGUAUGUCCUACACAAAUUAAAAAGACAAUCAUAUUCUUUUAUUAAUAUUAUUAUUAUCGUUAUUAAUAUUAUUUGCUCUUCUUUGUGUUUAUUUUAGUUUGUUACAUAAUCUAUUUAAUUUAUUGUUGAACGCUUCAUCCUUCACAACCAAUACAUGGAAAUAAUGUUUACAAUGACUGGUCAAUUUGUUGUAAUUUACUGUUUUAUAUAUUUUCUUCUACUAUAUUCUUUUGUGGAUAGUAACUGUAAAUAGUGUCCCAGUUGACUGUGAUUUCAUGUGUGACUGCAAAGAGCUCACCACAUUCAGGUUUGUUUUUAAUGUGGGCUUAAGUCAGAGGUAGAUCUUUUUGUUGAAGGCAUUUGUUUUUUUUACUAUAGGAGAGGUCAGAGAAUACAUAUCUAUGUGUACGUGUUUUACAUAACAUUUAUUCUCUUAAUGUUGAGCUCUACAAAAUCUAAUGAAUACAAAAAGGGCAUAUUGUAUAUUACCAACAACUGUUACCUCAAAUGUCUGAGUGAGUGUAUGUGUAUGUAUGGUGUGUGCUUGAAUUGAGAUACGUCAAAGGCAUAUGUGAUGUUUGUUUUGCUACUUGAAAAGAAAAUCAAAUGUCCCAAUGUGCAGGUCUACAUGUGGUCCAAAGAAUAGCAGUCUGUCUAGCUGUCACACACAGGCUGUGAGACUGACACCGACUCUGCAUUUUCUUACUUAUGUGUGGCACAUUACUGAAACCAAAAUGAUAAAGAAAUGAGAAUGUGGAAAUGAUAACCAAAGUAAACUCUUUCGUUUAUUUUCAGAGAUGUAUGCAAAUGCAGUAUGAGCUGCUGCAACUGUCUGCUCUGCGGGUCUGUGAUGUUGUUUAUGGACACUCCUCAUCACUUUGGCCUUUGUAUGCACUGGUUCUGUAUUCUUUUGUCUUAUGUUUGUACUUUUUUUCUUUGUUUUUAAUACGAUUUUUUCCAGCGGUAUUAGUAGGACAGUUUAUCAGCAGCAUGUGCUGUGAGAUAGUAGUAUCUCAUACACUUUCUGUCCUGAAGUAUGACCAAAGUCUACACCUCAUCUUCAGCUUUAAAUUAAAGAAAAAAAAAAAAAAAAAAUGAUUUCUUUGUUUACAUUCUGGUUUAUGUAGCUAUUUAAGUACAGCUUUGACAAAAUGUAAAUUAUAAUAUAAAUCUUUACUGAUCUUAUGCAUUUUUGUCACUUGUGUGUUUUUUCAUUAUACAUGUAAAACAGGGCUAAAGGCACAUUCUCCUCUAAACCACUAC
Cyprinus carpio (common carp) is the source of this 3911-nucleotide messenger RNA. Its product is annotated as PR domain zinc finger protein 1. Gene Ontology annotation, cellular component: nucleus; cytoplasm. Gene Ontology annotation, molecular function: RNA polymerase II cis-regulatory region sequence-specific DNA binding; histone deacetylase binding; DNA-binding transcription repressor activity, RNA polymerase II-specific. The record is from RefSeq and is a predicted model, not a curated record. Lineage: Eukaryota; Metazoa; Chordata; Actinopteri; Cypriniformes; Cyprinidae. Gene Ontology annotation, biological process: regulation of transcription by RNA polymerase II; cell fate commitment.